Messenger RNA from Fusarium graminearum PH-1, 390 nucleotides. RefSeq lists its product as uncharacterized. NCBI's taxonomy places the organism in Eukaryota, Fungi, Ascomycota, Sordariomycetes, Hypocreales, Nectriaceae. The record is from RefSeq and is a predicted model, not a curated record. The transcript is spliced from 2 exons. The coding region runs from base 1 to 390 and encodes 129 amino acids.
AUGGCAGAACACAUUUUCGCCUGCGACGACGCCUCGCUUGAUCCCCGCAUCAAGCACAACCUCCCUCUCUUCUAUGCGGCUGCCGACACCCCUAAUCACGAAUUAUGGUGCAGCUUCUUGACUGAUGACGUUGUCAUCAAGAAGGGCGCUUCAGAAAUGAAGGGAAAGGAUGGUUGGACUCAUUCAGCCGUCAUGGCCUUCCGCAAAGUCGCCAAGAAGGAAAUCAGUGAAAGUACCGAUAAGAGUGUGACAUUGGAUUUUAGACUAUCUGCUUAUGGACAAGAAAAACAACUUACUCUCUCUGCUAUACAACCGUAUAUAACAUGUCUAAUCUCACACGUAAUGCUUCCAACAGAGAGUCAAGAUGUGCAAUCUCUUAUACUUCUGUAA